AUGAUUCUGUUCAAAGCUACUGUCCUUGCCACGGGCAUUCUCUCUUUAGUCCUUCCAACAUAUGGCCAGGCACCCAAGGUCAGUGAUUUGGCCGAUGCUUUCGAACUGUCCGAUGUCUCUUUGACAGACAGUCGAUGGAUGGACAACCAAGGUCGAACAGUCAACUAUCUCCUCUCCAUCGACCCAGACAGACUCCUCUACGUCUUUCGAAAGAACCACGGCCUCGACACCAAGGGCGCCGCCAAGAAUGGAGGCUGGGAUGCACCAGACUUUCCUUUCCGAAGCCACGUCCAGGGCCACUUCCUCUCAGCAUGGUCAAAUUGCUAUGCUACCCUAGGAAACAAAGAAUGUGGUUCACGAGCUAGCUACUUUGUCAAGGAGCUCGCAAAGUGCCAGGCCAACAAUGCAAAGGUUGGCUUCACAUCAGGCUAUCUCUCCGGAUUCCCCGAGUCAGAGAUUACAAAGGUCGAAGACAGGACUUUGAGCAGUGGAAAUGUUCCCUACUACGCCAUCCACAAGACACUUGCUGGCCUUCUCGAUGUCUACCGUCGUGUCGGCGACAAUGAUGCUAAAACUGUUAUGCUUUCCUUGGCUAGCUGGGUUGAUGCCCGCACUGGAAAGCUGAGCUAUGCCAAGAUGCAGCAGAUGAUGCAAACUGAGUUUGGAGGCAUGAACGAGGUUCUUGCUGAUAUUGCCUACUACACCCAAGACAACAAAUGGCUCAAGGUCGCCCAGCGCUUCGACCACGCCGCCAUCUUUGACCCUCUUCAGAACAACGUCGACAAGCUCUCCGGUCUUCACGCCAACACACAAGUACCAAAGUGGAUCGGAGCUCUUCGCGAGUACAAGGUCUCUGGUGACAAGAAGUACCUCGACAUCGGCCGUAACGCCUGGGACUUGACUGUUCACAAGCAUACCUACGCAAUUGGUGGAAACAGUCAAGCUGAGCACUUUCGCGAGCCAAAUGCCAUCGCCAAGUAUCUUACCAAAGAUACCUGCGAGGCCUGCAACACGUACAACAUGCUCAAACUCACCCGCGAGCUGUGGGCUUUGAAUCCUACCGACGCAUCGUACUUUGACUACUACGAGAAUGCUUUGAUGAACCAUCUUCUCGGUCAGCAGAACCCCAAGGACAGUCAUGGUCAUGUUACCUACUUCACACCUCUCACCCCUGGUGGUCGUCGAGGAGUCGGUCCUGCUUGGGGCGGAGGUACAUGGAGCACCGACUACAAUUCUUUCUGGUGCUGUCAGGGCUCUGGUAUCGAAACAAACACUAAGCUCAUGGACUCCAUCUACUUCCACACCAAGGACACCCUCUACGUCAACUUGUUUACGCCUUCAAAGUUGAACUGGUCUCAGCAGGGAGUGUCUAUUAUCCAAACGACCGAGUAUCCUCAGAAAGACUCUUCCACUCUGCAGAUUGGUGGCAAGGCUGGCACAUGGACUUUGGCAGUCAGGAUUCCAUCUUGGACGUCCAAAGCCUCUAUCCAAGUCAACGGGCAGAGUGUCAAUGUAAAUACCACGCCUGGAAAGUACGCACUUGUGACGAGAAACUGGAACUCCGGUGACAAGGUCACUAUUACGCUGCCUAUGAGUCUACGAACGAUUGCCGCGAAUGACAAUUCUCAAGUGGCAGCUGUUGCCUUUGGUCCUGUCAUUUUGGCUGCCAACUAUGGCGACUCUGCUGUCAACUCCAUGCCUACUAUCGACCUUGCGAGUGUCAAGAGACAGGGUACAACCGGUUUAAAGUUUGAAGCGACGGCUGGUAACAGUAAGGUCCAGCUGGGGCCCUUUUACGACGCGCAGGGUUUCAACUACAACGUCUAUUGGAAGAUUCAGGGAAAGCUUGGAAAGAGGACUAUGCAAUACUGA
Molecule: messenger RNA, 1872 nt
Organism: Fusarium pseudograminearum CS3096
Lineage: Eukaryota; Fungi; Ascomycota; Sordariomycetes; Hypocreales; Nectriaceae
Exons: 1
Coding region: 1-1872 (623 amino acids)
Biological process (GO): carbohydrate metabolic process
Source: RefSeq, a predicted model, not a curated record